GAGAGAGAGAGAGAGAGAGAGAGAGAGAGAGAGGGAGAGGGAUGGAGAGGGAGAGACAGCCGGAGCGCUACGGUUAUUUCUCCCGGGCUCCGGCUGAGGCUGUGUGGUCUUACAGAGCGGGGAUGUCCGCUGACACUCUGUUGCUAAGGAAAUGGACGGCUUGAACGGCUCCGUGGUCCGGGCUGAUAUCUCGUCCUCGCCCCCUCGUCAGCCCACCGUCUCUCUUCAGUGUGUGUGUUUACAGGAAUCACUGCGAACAACGUGACGCGUCAGCUCUGCACCAGCCGGGUCCGGCGGAGCCGCAGCUGAAGAGCUGAGGAAAACUGGAGAUUUUGACUGGCAGCUGGUACACCACCAACCAAGGGAGGGGAGACAGAGAGACAGAGAGAGAGAGAGAGGGAGAGGCAGCUGGGCAGCGGGGUCGACGAGCCUGGCUGGCGCUGGGUGAAUGCUGCCUGACGAGGGCGAGGGCUGAGGAGGCGGUGGCAGGAGCAGGAGCGGCGUCAACUUGAAGGAGACAAAAAAAACAAAGGAGCAUGGCAUCCACGGGCAUGCAGAUAUUUGGAUUUGUCCUAGCACUGUUGGGCAUCAUGGGUGCCAUGGUCGCCACUUUGCUGCCCAACUGGAAGGUCAGCGCAGAUGUGGGCUCCAACAUCAUCACAGCCAUUUCCCAGAUGCAGGGUCUGUGGAUGGACUGCACGUGGUACAGCACAGGCAUGUUCAGUUGCACACUUAAAUAUUCGGUGCUUUCACUACCUGCGUACUUGCAGACUGCCCGCACCACUAUGGUGCUCUGCUGUGUACUGGCUGCCAUGGGCCUCUGCCUCGCAUCCCUGGGACUAAAAUGCACACGUUGGGGAGGUGGACGGCGCUCCAAGCGGCACGCUGCGAUCGCCAGCGGCGGCUGCUUCGUCGCUGCAGGCUUUCUGUGUCUGGUGCCUGCUUCCUGGUUCACCAACGAGGUCAUCACCAACUUCCUGGACUCCAGUGUGCCCGAGAGCAAUAAGUUUGAGCCUGGGGGUGCCGUGUACGUGGCCUUUGUUUCCGCGGGAUUCCUGUUCAUGGGAGGGUGCAUCUUCUGUAUGUCCUGCUCGGGGAAGAGACACGGACCCCAGGAUCUGGUCCUGCUCCCUCCCCCUGAUAAAUUGCUGCUCCAGCAGCAGCAACAGCAACAGCUGCUUCAGCAGCAGCAGGAGCUCCAGCACCAGUACUGCUCUCUCUCCCCAUUAGACAAUAAGACUGGCUACAGCCUGCAGGACUAUGUGUAAUAAAGCAGCGCUGUGCGCGCUACGGCUAAAGGGAGACGAGCCUUGAGGGGAAACCAUCGCGGCUUAUGCUACACACUGGGCUCUACUCCAGAUGGAGGUGGAGGAGAGAAAAAAAAUGAGAAAAGGAGGGCAAUAACUUUGAAUGCAUUUUUCUCUUCUCCUCUAUCUCGCUCUUCUGCCCUUUUCUGUUUUUGCAAGCACAAGCAGUGGAGGUAUUCCCUAAGCAGCGCCUUGGAACAAACAGUGUGAAUGUGUAAGGAGCCAGGAUAAGGUGCUGCAGCAUCGAGGAGGCAGCCGCUAACCAAAUGCAGACAUCCUUCAUCAGUAAAUCACAGAAAGAGUUCCCCGGGGAGUGGAUUAAGCAAAUAAGAAGCCUUCCGUGUAGAUUUUUUUUUUCUCCCCUCGCCAAAGGUUUGAAUUGAAAGAAAAAAAAAAAAGCAAUCAUUUAGCUGCUAUUUACAAUCGUUUCUAACCCUCCCCAGUUGACAGAAUAGGCAAUAUAAACGUCCGAGAGCAGUAGGUGGAAACCCUUUUCAUAGCAAGCCAUUGUAGUUCUUUCGUAUACUUAUCCACUAGAAUGCUACGUGGAGUUGAUUCAAAUAAAUGGUCAUAUUUUUGUUAGCUACUAGAAUGAUGUUGAUAUUUUUGCCUCUAAAAAGCAUGCCGUGUGGAGCCUGUCUGUGUAUUAAUACAGUGGAAUGCCUGGUAGAAGACUGAGACAUAGCCACAAAAUGCCUGUGCCUGAAAAGCUGUAGAAACAUUACCCCGCUGUAACUGUUCAAAGAGGACUGUCAGGAGGAGUAGAUGUGGGCUGCUGGGCUGGAUUUGAGGCAAAAUGCAGACAAACAGUUGCCUGCCUCUCUCUCUUUCUCUGUCUCUCUCUUUCUGCAGGUUGACAUAUGAGAGAGAUGGGAGAGAAAUUUAUAGAAAGACAUUCAAUCCUUCAGCAGAGUGGGCUAUCUGAUAUGCUGUUUUAAUAUUUCCACACAGAUAAAAACAUGCCGCCUGUAAGUAGCAGCCACCCCAUCCCAAUCCAUCUAUCCAUUCCUGCACACCCACACACACACUUACUCAUGCUUUUGUGCGUCUAUGCGUACACAGUAAACACUCUCAGACACGCCGGCUCUUUGCAUGUGCGCUUCCACUUGUGUCAUCCUCCUCCACACUGCCAUGGAAACCAAAUUCACCAUUCAGAUAUCUUUAUUGUCUGAGGAGAAUGUGCGUGUCAAUCAGUGAUUUCAAGUUGUUCGGUGCUUUAAUCAACAACCUCUGCUUCAUGCCACUUAUGCGCUAAUCCCCGUUAUUAGCUGGCGGCAUGAAGCAGCAUCUCUGUUACGCGGCGAGAGGUUUGCCGUGGUGUCUAUACCAUGCAAGCAGUCGUGCAGGGAUGGACGGAUGUUUAAUGGUGCAGUGGCAGAGAGGGGGGGGAGAAAAAAGAAAAAAAAGACAACGAAGCAGAAAAAGGGGAAGCAUCUCGAGUCAUGGUCGGCCGGGUAAGCUGUGUGGCAUGCAGCUAAAAAAGGUUUGAGUCAUUCUCCAUAUGUGACUUGUUUUCCAAGUGCGUCAGCAGUGCGCAUACGCUACCACCCUGCACCUGGUCUCGGUGUCUUAAAUUGCAGCCACUUCACUAUGUCACCAUUCCUCUUUCCCCUACCUGUCACCCCCCUCACUCCCACCUCCACACUCCUUCUUGUCCUGCUCGUGUCACACACCACACGGAUGGUGAUCGCUGACAAGAGAAAGCUGAUGCAUGUUGAAAGCAUGGCCCGCUCCAACACAUGCACGCACAUAAACAAAACUCCCACCUACUCAUAUGUCUGUAGCACUGUUCCGCUUUUCAUGCAGUCAUAUCUCUGAGUGUGUGGACUCUUCUAUGGGGGGGGUGGGAGGAUAUUAGAGGAAUAUUGUUUUCGUGUUUGAGACAGGCCUUGGCAGUGAUGUAUGGAACUGCAUAUUCUCUCAAUCUCUCCCAUAAACAUGCAGCUUCCUGGGGGAGAGCAGAUGGCUGAGCCCAGCUCGCCACCUGCAGGCGGCUGCCGGCACACCACGGGCAUCUCUGUGGGCACCACUGCCGGCCCUGGCAGCCCUUUAGGGGCCAGAUUUUUUUACCCCACCCUGACUGAACCAUCUUGCCCAGCACAGACAGAACUGGCCUCCUGACAAUAACUCACUGCCCAGGCACCAUAACCAAUGCAAUAAACAAAGUAAAGAAUGUGCCAUGUCAUCAACUAAUACCGACACGUUAUGCGUUUCGAGAAUGUGCCAAAUCGUCUCAUGAGGACACGUUUUAAUACUAUCUGGAGUUCUUUCUGUUUAUUUUUUUAUUGCGUUGUUUGUACAUGAAUUAUACAUUAUGGAUUUGUGAUUUGUUCUGCCAGACUAAGUCUCAAGUCAACUAGAUGCUUGUGUACAGUCCAGUGCAGCUUUUCGAGGGUUAUUUUAAAUCCUCUUUAUUCCUCAUUUCCAAAAAAGCACAUCAAGACUUCGCUUGGCAACGAGAGUUUCAUUGGAAAGACACGAGUGUCAUGUUUUCUAGAUGAAAAAAAAAAAGUAUUUGUAUUAGGAAUUCUGGUUCACUGUAAGUCUGUGACAUCUGUACACAAGUAUCUAGGCUGUUUAAGGUGUUUGUUUUUACUGAGGGAUCAGGACUCCCUCUGAUUGUUUCAAUAUAAAAUACAAUGCCAUGUUCAUACCAUAUCUUCUUUAUAAGAAGACGAAUCAAUGCACCUUUGCUUGUGUUACUUUACUUGACAACGGUUUGUUUCAAAUGACUGAGCAUUCCAAGCUCUCUGGACCAGUACCAAUACAUAACACAACUGGCACUCUGGAAAAAACAAACUACAAACAAAAAAAGGGAACGAUUUCUGUCUGAAAAUAUUUAGCAGGGAAAAAAACAAGCUAGAGACUUCUCUUUUUUUUGUGGCUGUGCAGCUUGAUCAUCAGCACGCAAUUUCAUUAGCUUAUAAAUGGCCAGAGUGCAAAGUGACUAGGUCCUAAAAGUCUAAAGAGUUACGACUCUUCUGCAUAUACUGUAACAAGACAUCGAGUUUAUCAUUUUGAUAAUCGCAGCUUAUUUUUGUGGAUGCUUUAGCACUUCUUACAUUGCCGGAGCAUAUUUGUGAUGAUGAACAGUACACAAGUUCUGAUACAGUUGUCUCAAUGUGCUUGUGCAAGUAGUUCUAUUUUUUACCAAUAAAACUAUUUUGUGAAAGCAACAUACCUA
Molecule: messenger RNA, 4491 nt
Organism: Larimichthys crocea (large yellow croaker)
Lineage: Eukaryota; Metazoa; Chordata; Actinopteri; Sciaenidae
Product: claudin-20
Exons: 2
Coding region: 537-1268 (243 amino acids)
Cellular component (GO): membrane; bicellular tight junction
Molecular function (GO): structural molecule activity
Source: RefSeq, a predicted model, not a curated record